UGUCCUGUACAAUCUUAAUAAUUCAUGCCAAACUUGCAUUGGCAGUAUAUUAAUGAGAUUAGGCAUCAUAUUCUGACAAGGCUAUUAAUGCUUCUUCUUCGUUUUUUUUGCCUAAAUCAUCCAGGUAUCCUAUUUGCUCUUGAUAUUCUUUUGCGGAAUGUUUAUUACAGUCGAUGGCUUCAACAAAACCGGAAUUCCAAGCAACCUGUGGGAUUUCAUGGAGCCUUAUGCAAAAAUAGAUCAUAUCAGGGGAAUGGCAGUUUUAGCUGCUGUCAUAAUUGUGCUCUCAAAUUUGGCAUCAAAUGUACCUACAGUUCUACUGCUUGGAGCACGAGUGGCAGCUUCUGCUGCAGUAAUAUCGCCUGCCAGUGAGAAGAAAGCAUGGCUUGUCUUAGCUUGGGUGAGCACGGUUGCAGGGAAUCUCUCUCUUUUGGGAUCAGCUGCCAACUUAAUAGUGUGUGAACAGGCCCGUCAAGCUCACCAUGGCUACAAUUUAAAAUUUUGGAGUCACCUCAAAUUUGGAGUUCCCUACAACAUCAGAGGAAACGAAACAAGAUAA
Molecule: messenger RNA, 559 nt
Organism: Olea europaea var. sylvestris
Lineage: Eukaryota; Viridiplantae; Streptophyta; Magnoliopsida; Lamiales; Oleaceae
Product: silicon efflux transporter LSI2-like
Exons: 2
Coding region: 158-559 (133 amino acids)
Biological process (GO): transmembrane transport
Cellular component (GO): membrane
Source: RefSeq, a predicted model, not a curated record